Indicator indicator is the source of this 1080-nucleotide messenger RNA. RefSeq names its product magnesium transporter NIPA2-like. The transcript has 5 exons. Gene Ontology annotation, molecular function: magnesium ion transmembrane transporter activity. NCBI's taxonomy places the organism in Eukaryota, Metazoa, Chordata, Aves, Piciformes, Indicatoridae. The record is from RefSeq and is a predicted model, not a curated record. Gene Ontology annotation, cellular component: membrane. Gene Ontology annotation, biological process: magnesium ion transport. Bases 1 to 1080 code for a protein of 359 amino acids.
AUGGGGGCCGCGGCCGGGCGGGCCGGCUUCUACGUGGGGCUGGGCCUAGCCCUGGCCUCCAGCGUCUUCAUCGGCAGCAGCUUCAUCCUAAAGAAAAAGGGGCUGCUCCGGCUGUGCCGCCGCGGCCGCGCCAGGGCAGGGCAAGGAGGCCACGGGUACCUGAAAGAAUGGCUUUGGUGGGCAGGGCUGCUGUGCAUGGGAGUUGGAGAAGCAGCAAAUUUUGCUGCCUAUGCUUUUGCCCCUGCAAUGUUGGUAACUCCACUGGGUGCUCUAAGUGUCCUUGUCAGUGCAGUUCUGUCUUCCACCUUUCUGAAUGAGCAGUUGAAUGUUCAUGGGAAGAUUGGCUGCAUCCUGAGUAUGCUGGGCUCCACAGUGAUGGUGAUCCAUGCUCCACAGGAGGAAGAGGUUAACAGCCUGGAGUCAAUGGCAGAGAAGCUGAAAGAUCCAGGAUUCAUUGCAUUUGCUGUGUGUGUCCUGGUGAGCUCUCUCCUGCUCGUCUUCGUGGCUGGACCCCGUUACGGGCAGAGGAACGUCCUGGUUUAUGUUUUGGUCUGCUCUGCCAUCGGCUCACUUUCUGUGUCCUGUGUCAAAGGCUUAGGGAUUGCCCUGAAAGAACUGUUCUCUGGGAAGCCAGUCCUGAAAAAACCACUGGGCUGGGUGCUUCUGGUGUGCCUGGUGAUCUGCAUCAGUAUUCAGAUCAACUAUCUGAACAAAGCCUUGGACAUCUUCAACACCUCUUUGGUCACACCCAUAUACUAUGUGCUCUUCACCACAGCAGUCAUGACGUGCUCUGCCAUCCUCUUCAGGGAGUGGCAACACAUGGUGCUAGACAACAUCAUUGGCACCAUCAGUGGCUUCCUCACCAUCGUGGCUGGCAUCUUUCUCCUGCAUGCCUUCAGGGAUGUGCCCUUCACCCUUGACCUCCUGCCCCUCUUCCUGCAGCAAGGCAGGGCAGACUUGCAGUCUUCGUGGAGGAGUGCAGACAGACAUCAGUCACAUCAGCACCAGCCUCUUCUGCCCUCAGAGGACAAUGGCUGUCAGAGCACAGAGGAGGAAGAAAUGGAAGGUGAAAGUGUGUGA